This is a messenger RNA of Puntigrus tetrazona (Sumatra barb), 1827 nucleotides long. It is a transcript of the gene kpna2, whose product is annotated as karyopherin alpha 2 (RAG cohort 1, importin alpha 1). NCBI's taxonomy places the organism in Eukaryota, Metazoa, Chordata, Actinopteri, Cypriniformes, Cyprinidae. The transcript is spliced from 11 exons. Gene Ontology annotation, cellular component: nucleus; cytoplasm. Gene Ontology annotation, biological process: NLS-bearing protein import into nucleus. The record is from RefSeq and is a predicted model, not a curated record. Gene Ontology annotation, molecular function: nuclear import signal receptor activity; protein binding. Bases 94 to 1671 code for a protein of 525 amino acids.
UAGAAAGCGGUGAGUCCCUCAUUUUUUUUGGUCGACUUAUAAAUUCGUUUUAUAUUCGUUGCGAUAUACUGUGAGUAAUCAAACGUCAUUAAAAUGUCUGCUGCUAACGAGAACGGUGCGCGACUCACUCAGUUCAAAAACAAAGGAAAAGAUGCAACCGAGCUGAGACGUCGAAGGAUCGAAGUCAACGUUGAACUUCGUAAAGCAAAGAAAGACGAGCAGAUUUUGAAAAGGAGAAACGUGAGCAGUCUCCCGGAUGAGGCCACCUCUCCUCUUCAAGAGAAAAGCCAGAACUGUCAGGCUCAGCACUGGACGGUGGAGGAGAUUGUAAACGGUGUGAACAGUAAUAACUUGGAGACCCAGGUCCAGGCCACCCAAGCUGCCAGGAAGCUGCUGUCACGAGAGAGGCAUCCCCCUAUAGAUCGAAUCAUCAGCGCUGGUUUGAUUCCCAAGUUCGUGAGCUUCCUGAGCUUAGUAGAGUCUCCUCCCAUACAGUUCGAAGCCGCCUGGGCCCUGACUAACAUCGCAUCUGGAACAUCUGACCAGACCAGCGCUGUGGUUCAGGGAGGGGCCGUCCCAGCCUUCAUCGGCCUCAUCUCUUCACCACAUGCUCACAUUAGCGAGCAGGCAGUCUGGGCCCUCGGGAACAUUGCUGGUGAUGGGUCCGCAUACAGAGAUAAAGUCAUUAAGCAUGGUGCAAUUGCUCCCCUCUUAGCUCUGCUGGCUGUUCCUGACUUCUCUGUAUUUCCUUCGGGUUACCUAAGGAACGUCACCUGGACCCUGUCGAACCUGUGCCGCAAUAAGAACCCUGCACCUCCCCUGGAGGCCGUCAAACAGAUGCUGCCAACACUUAUUCGUCUUUUACAUCACAAUGAUAAGGAGGUGCUGGCGGACACCUGCUGGGCCAUCUCGUAUCUGACCGAUGGGCCCAACGAGAGGAUCGAGGUCGUUGUGGAAACCGGCGUGGUUCCUCAGCUGGUGCAGCUACUAGGAUCAGGGGAGCUCUCCAUUGUGACCCCUUCGCUGCGUUCCAUUGGAAACAUCGUCACCGGCACGGACGAGCAGACCCAGGCAGUGAUCAACGCCGGCGCUCUUUCCAUGUUCCCUGCUCUGCUGCGCCACCAUAAGAACAACAUCCAAAAGGAGGCGUCCUGGACCCUGUCCAACAUCACCGCUGGCAGGGACUAUCAGAUUCAGGAGGUCAUCAAUGCUGGCAUUGUCCCUCACCUGGUGGAAGUUCUCAGGCGGGGUGAUUACAAGACCCAGAAGGAGGCCGUGUGGGCAGUGACCAACUACACCAGCGGGGGCACCGUAGAGCAAGUGAUUUACCUGGUUCAGACCAACGUGCUAGAGCCCCUGCUGAACCUGCUCUCCACUAAGGACAGCAAAACCAUUCUUGUCAUCUUGGAUGCAAUCAGCAAUAUCUUUCUGGCUGGCGAGAAGAUUAACGAGGUUGAAAAGCUGUCCCUGAUGAUUGAGGAAUGCGGCGGCCUGGACAAAAUCGAGGCUCUUCAGUCCCAUGAAAACGAAAUGGUCUACAAGGCCUCCCUCAACCUCAUCGAGAAGUAUUUCUCUGGAGAGGAGGAAGAGGAUGAGUGCGUCGCCCCUGAAGUGACGACCGAUGGCUAUGCGUUCCAGAUCAGCGAAAACCAAAGCACUUUCAACUUCUAAACUGUGAUAUUUUUUGUAUGCUUGUUCUGAACAUUUUCUGCACACCACUCGUCUUGUUCAUGUCUGUCUUUUUGUAAGGACCUCAUGUUUCAAGUUGUACAUAUGAAUGCGUUUCAAUUUUAUUUGUUGUAAAUAAAAGAAAAAAGGAAAAAAAAA